AUGAGCGACAAGGACAAGGCGAAAUCGCUCUCCAACAGCGCGAGACGAAUCCAAAAGGAGUUAGCGGAGAUUUCUCUCGAACCGCCCACGAACUGCAGCGCGGGACCGAAGGGAGAUAACUUGUAUGAGUGGGUGUCGACCAUCGUCGGUCCGAAAUCACCGUACAGCGGGGGCGUAUUUUUUCUCGACAUUCAAUUCCCGCCGGAUUACCCGUUCAAGGCGCCCAAGGUGACGUUCCGCACGAGAAUCUACCACUGCAACGUCAACAGCUCGGGUCAAAUUUGUCUGGACAUCUUGAAGGAGCAGUGGUCGCCGGCGCUAACGAUCUCCAAGGUCUUGCUCUCCAUCUGCUCGUUGCUCACUGAUGCGAACCCACACGAUCCUCUCGUUGGGAGUAUCGCGCAACAAUUCCUGAACGACAAGGAGAAUCACGAUAAGACCGCGCAAGAGUGGACAAAGAGAUACGCGCAAGGAUGA
This is a messenger RNA of Ostreococcus tauri, 477 nucleotides long. Its product is annotated as Ubiquitin-conjugating enzyme, active site. Gene Ontology annotation, molecular function: ubiquitin conjugating enzyme activity. The transcript has 3 exons. Gene Ontology annotation, biological process: protein polyubiquitination. Bases 1 to 477 code for a protein of 158 amino acids. The record is from RefSeq and is a predicted model, not a curated record. Lineage: Eukaryota; Viridiplantae; Chlorophyta; Mamiellophyceae; Mamiellales; Bathycoccaceae. Gene Ontology annotation, cellular component: nucleus.